CCAAGGCGGGCCCGGCGGCAGCGGCAGCAUGUCCUCUCAGGAGCAGCCGCUGCUCAAGCUGGACUCUGUGCUGUCGGCCGAGCAGAUGCGCGCCCUCCUACAGGAGGCCACCGCACCGCAACAUGACAAGCUCGACUUUGACGUGCUCGGAAAUGUUGGCGGGCCAGAAGACGGAAGCCACUCUCUGGCGGCCAUGGAGGACAGCUUCCAUGACCUGGAGAACUUGGUGCUGGACCAGGGUUCGGCAUCGGGGGCCCUCUUUGCGGAGACGUCCGAGGCGGAUGUGGAGGCACUGCUCAAGGCGACCCUGGGUGCCGAGGACCUGCUCAACCCCAUCGACCUGGUUUUCCUUGACCACUGCUACUGUACGCCCCUCGUGGGACAGUUGGUCUCCGAGCCUGCAGUCACUGUCACACACAGUCAGGAAGGCCCCGUGGCUGUGCAGCCCAUUCUGAAGCAGGAAACCAGCCAUGAACACAGCUCGCCACACGAUGAGGCUGAUUGCGAUGACGCUGGUGGGGUGUCUCCGGGCUCGCCCCAGCUGCCACUUCGGCGGUCGCAGCGCCAGAUCGAGCGCAUCGACCGCGAGCGCCUGGAGCGCAUCAAGGCCGAGAACGCCGAGCAGAAGCGCCGCGAGCAGGAGGAGAUGGCGGGCCGGCACACUCCAGUGCUGGGGGCGGAGUCUCCGCAGGCCCCGCCCCCAGUGCCCACUGCCUUCAGCUCACCGCUCCUCUCGCCAACGUCAGCAGGGGCAACACCACCUCCACCACAAGUAGCAUCUCCUCUUCAGCCUCAGCCACAACAGCAGCAGCACCAUCAACCACAACAUCAACCACAACAUCAACCGCCUGGACCUCCGCCGACGUUGCCCACAACUCCCAAGGAGAAAGCAUCCCCCGUAGCAACAACCGUGCAGCCGCACUCGGCAAAGAAAGGCAAGAUUCGCAACAGCGAAUCCACCUCUUCAACAGAGGAUCUUCCAGAAUAUGGUACCCCGCCCUGUGCCAGCCCGACCCGGGCGCGCAAGAAGCGGCCCCGUGAGGAUACUGAGCAUGCUGAUGUGGCCAAGCCAAAGAAGGGCUCUGCACCCCGCAAAAGUGGGACGGACGGUGGGGCGGGGUCGAAGGGUCGCCGGGACGGUCCCGCCCUCAAGAAAGGGCAGCCUCGAAUGGAGGAGGGUUUGACCCCAACCAAGGAAGAGCAACACCAACCAGCCAGGCGGAAGAGCGACGAUGGAGAGACCAAGAAGCGAAAGCAUUCCGCCAGAGGUGAGCCCAUUUUUCACUGCAUGCAGAGGAGUUUCAGGGCCACCUGA
This is a messenger RNA of Dermacentor silvarum, 1315 nucleotides long. RefSeq lists its product as uncharacterized. The transcript has 6 exons. NCBI's taxonomy places the organism in Eukaryota, Metazoa, Arthropoda, Arachnida, Ixodida, Ixodidae. The coding region runs from base 29 to 1315 and encodes 428 amino acids. The record is from RefSeq and is a predicted model, not a curated record.